Molecule: messenger RNA, 1122 nt
Organism: Symbiodinium pilosum
Lineage: Eukaryota; Dinophyceae; Suessiales; Symbiodiniaceae
Source: the annotation of a GenBank genome assembly
AUGUCCCACGACGCGUUUUUGGACGGCAAUAUGAAGCGAGAGGCCCUGGUGGGCACCAACAGUGCUGCCAUCGUGGGCUUGUCCAACAAUGAUUGGAUCCAAGUCCAGUCAGGCGACAUCCGCAAGCUGAAUCCCUACACGGCCACCGGAACGUCUGCCUCUGUGGCGGCCGCCCGCGUGGCCUUCUGCCUCGGCCUAAAGGGCCCGGCCUAUGUGGUGGACACGGCUUGCUCGUCAGCACUGGUGGCUGUGGACGCAGCUGCCAUGAACCUCCGGCGCGGGAGGUGCACCGCGGCCGUCAGCGCGGCGGCCAACGUCAUUGCCAGCCCCGCCACCUUCAUCAGCUUCAGCAAGCCCCGGAUGCUUUCGCCCCGGGGAAGAUCGCACACCUUUGACGCCUCUGCCGAUGGCUAUGGCCGCGGAGAGGGGGCAGGAGCUGUGGCGCUCUGCCCAAUGUCUCAAGCCCACGGACUGGCCCGUGCAACCCUGAAGGGGUCGGCGGUGAACCAGGACGGCCGAAGCUCGACAAUGACUGCACCCAAUGGACCCUCGCAGACCCUGGCAGUGGCCACAGCGCUGUCAGAGGCGAGGCUGCGGCACCACGAGGCCAGGAAGAGGGCACAAAAAGUACUUGACUCGACUGAGCCACGCGGCAGCAACGCAGCAGCGACGCAGGUGCAGCACCACGAGUGCCACGGCACCGGCACACCGUUGGGCGAUCCCAUCGAGGUGGGCGCCCUUCAAGCUGGAAGCCUGGAGGAGGGGAUCAGAAAGCAGCCGGCAGCGCUCGCUGCCGUGAAGACCGGCGUCGGGCAUUUGGAGGGCGCCGCGGCCUCGCCCGGGCUGCUGAAGACCUUGGCCCUGCUGCGCUGCCGCAGCGCUUUGGCGGUGGUCCAUUUGCACAGCUUGAAUCCACACCUCAGCUUGCUCGAGGACGUGCCCCAGGCUUUUCCCACGGAGCAUGCCCCGCUUUCCGGGCGCUUGGGGCGCUUGGCCGGUGGCCUCUCCUCCUUUGGAUUUGGUGGCACCAAUGCCGUGGCGCACAUGCAGGAGGUCAAGGGAAAGGGACAGAGUGUGGGGAGAGAGUGUAACCAACAGCGCUGGCUGGGUAAUAGCAGGUAG